GUUGCUUCGAUGCCAUAUAGGGAGAGAUGAAGAAUCACAGAUCCAAUUAAAGGGAGAGAGACCCAGACACACAGAGACAGAGAUCUCUACAGGGAGAGAAAGAGAUGGGGUGCACGUUUUCAGGCCUGAAUGCUCUAUACGACGCCGUGAAUGGUGGAGGUGAUGUAUGGAUCAACGAAAACAGGUUCAGGGUAGUGAGGCAGCUUGGUGAAGGUGGCUUCGCUUACGUGUUCCUAGUCAAGGAGAUCUCCUCCGAAUCAGGUGUUGGUGCCGGUUCUGGUGGUCUAGCCAAGAAAGUCAAGGACCCAUCUCAUCUCUCUGAUGAUGGCACUUAUGCAAUGAAGAAAGUUCUCAUUCAGACCAAUGAGCAAUUAGAGUUGGUACGGGAAGAAAUUCGUGUCUCAUCACUCUUUAGUCACCCCAAUCUUCUCCCACUUCUGGAUCAUGCAAUAAUUGCUGUUAAGGCCACACAAGAGGGAUCUUGGAAGCAUGAAGCAUAUUUGUUAUUUCCAGUUCAUUUGGAUGGAACAUUAAUGGACAAUUCCAAUGCAAUGAAAGCUAAGAAGGAGUUUUUUUCUACCUUGGAUGUUCUUCAAAUAUUUCGUCAGCUUUGUGCAGGACUUAAGCAUAUGCACAGUCUUGAUCCUCCAUAUGCACAUAAUGAUGUCAAACCUGGUAAUGUUCUUUUAACGCAUAGAAAAGGACAGCCACCUCUUGCAAUUCUGAUGGAUUUUGGGAGCGCUCGAACUGCAAGGAGGCAAGUUCGCUCUCGUUCGGAGGCACUACAGUUGCAGGAAUGGGCAUCUGAGCAUUGUUCUGCACCCUUCCGAGCUCCAGAGUUGUGGGAUUGCCCAAGCCAUGCUGAUAUUGAUGAGCGAACUGAUGUUUGGUCCCUAGGCUGCACUUUAUACGCGAUACUGUAUGGGAUGUCUCCGUUUGAGUAUGCACUAGGAGAAUCUGGUGGAAGUCUGCAGUUGGCCAUUGUGAAUGCACAGAUUAAGUGGCCAGCAACAGGACCUAAACCUCCUUAUCCUGAAGCUCUUCACCAGUUUGUGACAUGGAUGCUCCAGCCACAGGGCACAGUUCGCCCUCGCAUAGAUGACAUCAUCAUUCAUGUUGACAAGUUGAUCGCGAAGUAUUCUCAGUGAGGUAAUAUCGAAAUGAGAUUGUUCAUUAGGAUGCAAUUGUCAGCAGCGCAAACUUCGACAUAUUGGCUUAGACACAUCCGUUGCUGCACUUGUCUAUUAUGCUUGUGAUACUGGGAGUGAAAGAAAUAGCAGGUCCGUGUUAUACAUAGGUGAUUGCAGUAGUUUUGGCAGUUGUGAAUUGGUCUCCCAGCCCUCGUAUUGUUUUUAUUACUAUUUAUGACCUUCAGAUCCCUCGUUCACUGAAUAAACGAAAGGGAAAUUUGUCAAUUGCCUCCAUAUUUGUCAAUUUUCAUGUGUUGGUAUCAGAAGAGAAAUUUUUUUACUA
Molecule: messenger RNA, 1473 nt
Organism: Tripterygium wilfordii
Lineage: Eukaryota; Viridiplantae; Streptophyta; Magnoliopsida; Celastrales; Celastraceae
Product: serine/threonine-protein kinase 16-like
Exons: 6
Coding region: 105-1148 (347 amino acids)
Biological process (GO): protein phosphorylation
Cellular component (GO): cytoplasm
Molecular function (GO): ATP binding; protein serine/threonine kinase activity
Source: RefSeq, a predicted model, not a curated record